Molecule: messenger RNA, 5853 nt
Organism: Cydia strobilella
Lineage: Eukaryota; Metazoa; Arthropoda; Insecta; Lepidoptera; Tortricidae
Product: SH3 domain-binding protein 5-like
Exons: 10
Coding region: 141-1568 (475 amino acids)
Biological process (GO): intracellular signal transduction; negative regulation of protein tyrosine kinase activity
Cellular component (GO): cytoplasm
Molecular function (GO): protein kinase inhibitor activity
Source: RefSeq, a predicted model, not a curated record
GCCUGUGAUGUGAUUUACUGUACGAAAAUUUGCUUUAUGCAGCAAAUGUCGUACGAUAAUUAAGAAAACAAACCGAUAUUGUGUGAAAUACUGUCCGUUUUGAAUGUAACUGUUUAAAAUGUAUAUAGUUUGAGUGAAAAAUGAACGAUAGCGCUGCAGAAUGCUCAGAAACGCUGGACCCCAGAGUACAGAUUGAGCUAGAGCGCCUAAACACAGCGACAGAUGAGAUCAACAGGCUAGAAGUAGAGCUAGAUGAAGCUCGGCUCGCGUUCCGGCGGCUACUGGCCGAGGGGCAUCUGCGGAUACAGCAGCUUACCAAGAAACUUGGAACUAGUGUGCAUAAAGCCCGGCCUUACUAUGAAGCGAGAUUCAGAGCCAAUAUUACUUCACAAGAACUCCAAGCGGCAACCAUCACCUACGACAAGGCAAACAGCGCCCACGCAGCGGCCCGAGAGAUGGUGUUCCUCGCUGAGCAGGGUCUGGCCCGACUCGCUGAGGGCGCGGAAGGUGGAGUCACCCUCGACCCAGCCUGGCAGGAGAUGCUUAACCACGCCACACACCGCGUCAACCAGGCGGAGAUGGACCGCGCGCACGCGACGGUGACGCAGCGCACAAAGGCGGCUGCGCACCGCGCCGCCGCCGCGCUAGUACACCAACUACAAGCGUCGCUCAAACGACACAUCACCAAGUCCAGGCCAUAUUUCGAAGAGAAGGCCCGCAUCAACACAGCGCUAGAAGCGCAGAAGGCGCGCAUACAGACCCUAGAGGCUCAGGUGUGCGAAGCGAAGCAGCAGUAUUCUUCAGCAUUGAGGAACCUGGAGCGGAUAUCCGAUGAGAUACACAAGCAUCGCUCGAGGCGACAGUCCACGAGGAACGCGAUAGAAAUAGACCGAGCAUCAACAAUCACAGACAUAGCCAGCGACACAACAAACGGAGUCCUAGAAGACCUGUGUUCUCAAAGCACUGAUGCAUCUGUUCGGGAGUGGCUGCGGCGAGCGGCCGCCGAGCGGCCCGGGCAGGACGACACCUGGACGGAGAUAGACCUGGAUUAUUCCAGUCCUGAGGAGGUGAGCUUCGAGAAGUGCUCGCUGAGGCCUCGAUCGUCCCCUGACCAACCGUCACCGCCGAGCCCUGGCGAGUCCAAAGUGUCUGCUGCGUCACCCCGUCGUAUAAUACGAAGUUCCGUGGACCGCACAGCUCUACUCCGAGCCGACUUGGAGAAAGCUGAGAAGGGCCGGCGGCAGUCCCUAGAUGCUAUACUGCACGACACCGGGGAGAAGGUCAAGGAGAUCAAGGAGAUGUUCCAAGGUCUAUCGCUGUUCGGCGAGCGCGGCUCCCACUCCGCCCCCCGCACGCCGCGCCGCACCUCCCCCUCGCGCGCGCGCUCCUCGCGCAGCUCAGCAGACGGGAAUUCCGAUACCGACAGUUUAGCCAGUGUGGAUAUGCUAACAGACGAGCAGAUCGCGUCCCUAAUGCUCGACAAGCAACUCCAAGAUGUCUGCGAACGGCUCGCCGGCGUCGCCACCCGGCAACCACGCUCGCCACAAUCUCCCGAGGCACGGUUUUGAACCCUACAUCUAAAGUAAUACGGUAUAAAAAACAGCAAGCAACUCCAAGAUGUUUGCGAAUGCCUCGCCGGCCGACAACCAAGCUCGCCACAAUCUCUUGACACACGGUUUUACUAGAACUAAUAAGACGGUAGGAAAUGCUUAUCGUCUGAGAUUGGCUAGAAAUACUGAACUCUACUCAUAUAGCAAUAAGGUAAAAAACGCAGUAAUUUAUAAGUGGAUGAACCGACGUAUUUGUGGCGCCUUAUAAUGGUAGGGACGUUGUUACUUGAUAUCGAAAUGUACGCUUAUAGGAAUAAGGUACAAAACUCAAUAAACAGGCGCAUAUUUAUUAUGAGAACACAGACACCGCAUUAUGAAGCGUUUACAAAGAGCACGAGGCCACCACACAUGUGUACAAUUUUACUUGUAAAAUGCUACGAAUCCAGCAGCACAAUAGAGUUGUAUUGUACACUAUUUUAUAUUAUAAUAACCCAGGAACACCCCCAAAGCUUAAUGAUUAUAAAUAUUUUUUAAAUACUCGAGUAGUGGGUCCUAAUUGGGGGCGCAACUAAAAUAAGCGGUCGCUCUGCCAUACUAAAUUAGUAAGGGAGAGCAUACUCGUAUGUGUGGUGACCUCCGUUGACAUUAUGUGCUCCGCUCCGUGAAGGGUGAGAUACGUGGUCUGUGGACUAUAAUCACGCGAGAUAUUGAGUUCUAUCUCAAUAGAAAUAUGGUAGAAAACAAACCUUACCAGUUUAUACUUGACAAGUAUAAACUUAGAUUAUCCUUUAAUUUCAUAACAUGUUAGGUAUUUGGAAUAACGUGAAGACCAUUGGAAAACGUAUCAAAUAUUUUAGAAGUAUGGUUAAUGCUCUGGUAAUAUGUUGCAAAAUAAGGAAAAAAGAAGAGGGAUAUGAUGUAUUUGGGUAAUUCCGAAACUUCAGAAUAAGAAUUGUUUCUUUUUUCGGAAUUACUAGCUAUUCUGAAAUAUUGUGACUACCAAAAUGUACCUUACUGAAUAUUUUUGUUUCAUCUCCAGUAAAGUAUGGUUUAGGUUAUUGAGAACUUCAAGUUAUAUUUAAGGGGUAAAGUACCAAUAAAAUGGUCCUUUGGUCCACUUCUUAAUAAUUAACGUACCGCGUGCAUAAUACAUAAUAACAGUUAACGUACAGCGUGCAUAAUACAUAAUAAUAGUUAUACAAAUGCUAAAAAGCUUCAAUUUUGGCACAUAAUGACGCUUAAGCAUUACUUACAAAUUUUAGGCAGAUUAUUUUGUUUUCCAAUAAUGGACAUAUCAGUAUGGGUACGGGGUACGGGUAAUGAAAUUGAUCUGAAGUAUCAAAGUAGGCAACACCUUGCACACUCCAAAUAACGUCUAAAAUGCUGGUAAUAUGUGUCCGUAUUUUUAUAUGUGUAAUAUGUGUCGUUCUCGAGUAAAAGGUACCACAUUGUCGCUUACCAUAAGGGUGAAAUUUGCUUGCAUCUAUACGAAUAACCUGUCAGAGCGUCCUUUGUUAUAAUAGUUUGAAUUUUUUAAUCACUAACUCUACUACCUAAACAUAGUCUUAAAUAUAUUUGCUACAUAUGAAGGAAUUUAAACUGUCAGAAUACAAAUAUCAAAUUAUAAAUUGAUUAUAUUGUUCCUUAACAUUAUAUGAGCGGGAAAACUAAUUGAUUCUCAUAAUUAAUACGCAAAAGCUCUCUAUUUAGUAUUUAUAAAAAAAAUACAUGUGUUUAAAAAAAUGGUGGAAAUAUUUUGCACGAAUAGCCGCUUUAGUAUGAUAAAUUAUUAAAUCAAUACUUUUAGGACUAUUUAAUGUCGAAUGGUGAUAAAAUAAAUCUAGAUCUGCUUUAGGCUAAUAGAAAUCAAUUUAAAUGCAAUAACAUAAUAUAAGUGUGUUGUAAUGUAACUAGUUAUGACGUAAUAUAAAUGGAAGCCUAACAUUCUUGCCUGUAGGUAACUUAUAAUUUAGUAGUUUUUGGUGCGGAAAUAUUUUACACAACACAAAAAAUAGGUAAAAACUAAAAACCGACACUACAUUAACAGUUAUAAGCACAUUUAGUUUGGUGAUUAUAUUACAAUAAACAAAGUUAUAAAUACACAAAAUCGAAAACCCCGCUGUAUGCUUAUAAUAUUCAAUAAUAUUAAAAAUUAUAUAAACAAUUACAUUUAUACAAAAAAAAAAUUCUAUGUUUGCGUUUUGUAAUAUUAUUUGAUGACACGCUUUGUGAUGUCAGUAUUUUCUAAGAUCCUUUUUUCCCGAUAUACUAGCCUAAUCUAUGUUUUAUUCCACCAUAAUAUUAUCUGUAGAAGAUCUCUUAGGAAAACUUGAGAGCUCAACUACGUUGAGCUCUACGACAUUGUCACAAAUAUAUAUUUGUUUCGUUCAGUGCUACUUACAUAUUAAAUAUUACAUCGUAAAAUAAAUAAAAUAUAUAUUUUUAAAUGCACAAUUGUAUAAUGCCAAUUUUGUUUUGGUUGCCAAUAUUAUUUGUUUAUAAAAGUGAAAUAUCGUGAUAUGAACUUAUAGUUACAGACCGGGAGCUAGUAUCUAGAAAGCUGCCUUUUAUUCAUGUGUGAUUCCUAUAUCACAUUUGGCUCCAAGAUUCUUCAAUGGUCUAUAAUGUUAUUGUGUGAUAAUUAUUAUUCAUAGUACAAUUUGUAAGUAUACUUUGUUGAGAUUAAAAUUAGUUAAUUAUAGUUUAAAGUAUUUGAGAUGAACGUAAUUUACAAACAUUUAAAGCUAAUUCAAUCCUAUUGCGUCGGAAAUAAGGUGUAUAUUUGUUUGUAUUGUUUAUAAAAAAAUGCUAAUCUUGUAUUUUCGACUAUAAUAAAUUAACCAUUCCAUUUUUUAAUAGGUUAAGUAGAUAUACUCCAGAAAAUGACAACUGUACGGAUAAAUAGUUUUUAUAAACCUUAUUUAUUUUAUUAUUUAACACUGAUUAUAAUAUUUAAAAAAACCGUGACAAAUAUUUGUAAAUUGCCAGUAUUUCUUAUCAUUGUUUUGCGAGAGUGAUAUGCAACUAUAUUAUAGUGUUAGGUGAAAUAAUUAGUUUUAAGCAGUUAAAAUAAAAUUGCAAUUAUAGCAUAAUAUGAAAAUGCGCCGUUGAAGGUAGAUUUCAUAACAUUUCUUAAAAAAACCGGCCAAGUGCGAGUCGGACUCGCGCACCGAGGGUUCCGUACUUUUUAGUAUUUGUUGUUAUAGCGGCAACAGAAAUACAUCAUCUGUGAAAGGUUCAACUGUCUAGCUAUCACGGUUCAUGAGAUACAGCCUGGUGACAGACAGACGGAGAGCGGAGUCUUAGUAAUAGCAAGUAAUAGGGUCCCGUUUUUUACCCUUUGGGUACGGAACCCUAAAACCGAUUGUGCUGUAAAAUUUCACUCAAAUCAAUUCAUCCAUUCGUGUGCUAUAAUGCCUUUUUCAGAAUUAGUAAAGACUUUUCUUUCUUUAAUACUGAACAAGUUAAUUAAGUAACUUGAAAAAUUAUUCAAAUAAAAUUAUGUAUGAGCCGAUUUAAAUUUUGCAGCAGAUUCUGUACAAUAUACGCGCAAUUUCGCCAUAUGUCCUAAAAAACUUACUUUAAGUUAAGCGGUUAUUAAAUCUAGACUUUCGGUUCUAACCUAGAUCAGCAGUUUUGCGUUCCACACAAAUAACAGUAUUUACCUAUAAGAAAUAUUGUUUUUUCUAUGCAUGGGUGCAUAACAUCUUCCUUACGUUGUCCUGACUUUUGCCACCGCUUAUGGGAGCCUGGGGUCCGUUGGGCAACUAAUCCCGAUAAUUAGCGUAGGCACUAGUUUUUACGAAAGCGACUGCCAUCUGACCUUCCAACCCAGAGGGGAAACUAGGCCUUAUUGGGACUAGUCCGGUUUCCUCACGAUGUUUUCAUUCGCCGAAAAGCGACUAGUAAAUAUCAAAUGAUAUUUCGUCCAUAAGUUCCGAAAAACUCAUUGGUACGAGCCGGGGUUCGAACCCGCGACAUCCGGAUUGAAAGUAGCUCUUACCGCCCGGCCACCAGCGAGCCCGUUUCAUAAGGAGUACAAUAUUAUUUUACAUAAUACCUAAUAGUAGGUACCUAAGGCAUUUACGAUCAUUUUUUUAUUUAUUAUAUAAAAUCGGCUGCCAUAUUCAAGGAUACAACCCGCACUAAGAUAGCUUUAAAAGUUACAUUAUUUUGCUGUUGUGAUAUUAAACUGUACAAACGUUAGUUACUGUAGAUGUACCUACGAUAAGAUAUAUAUGUUAACUUAUGUACAUGUUGAAAUAACUUGCCUUCAGAAGAAUAAUACAAGUAUGUAGUUAAA